This is a messenger RNA of Dovyalis caffra, 747 nucleotides long. The record is from the annotation of a GenBank genome assembly. NCBI's taxonomy places the organism in Eukaryota, Viridiplantae, Streptophyta, Magnoliopsida, Malpighiales, Salicaceae.
AUGAAUCCUGAAUACGAUUAUUUGUUCAAGCUUUUGCUUAUCGGUGAUUCUGGUGUUGGAAAGUCAUGUCUACUCUUGAGGUUCGCUGAUGAUUCAUAUCUGGAGAGUUACAUCAGUACAAUUGGAGUGGACUUUAAAAUCCGCACUGUGGAACAGGAUGGGAAGACCAUUAAACUCCAAAUUUGGGACACAGCUGGGCAAGAGCGUUUUAGGACAAUCACAAGCAGUUACUAUCGUGGUGCUCAUGGAAUCAUUGUUGUUUAUGAUGUCACAGAUCAAGAGAGCUUCAACAAUGUUAAACAAUGGUUGAAUGAAAUUGACCGUUAUGCAAGUGAAAAUGUGAACAAGCUUCUGGUUGGGAACAAGUGCGACCUUACAGCUAACAAAGUUGUCUCCUACGAGACAGCAAAGGCAUUUGCAGACGAAAUUGGGAUCCCUUUCAUGGAGACAAGUGCAAAAAAUGCCACCAAUGUCGAGCAGGCUUUCAUGGCUAUGGCUGCAGAGAUCAAGAACAGACUCUUGGCCUCUUAUGUUUUGGUUCUUAUCUAUCAGGAUGGCAAGCCAGCCGGCCAUGAACAACACAAGGCCCCCGACAGUGCAGAUUCGAGGACAGCCUGUCAACCAGAAAUCUGGCUGCUGCUCGUCUUAGAAGAGUCAGUGGGAAGUGGGCUUGUGAUGUUAACCAUGUUGGCAUGUAAAACUAGUCGUCUAUUCUCAAUGCUUUCAUAUGAAGGUUAUUUGUUAUGA